Molecule: messenger RNA, 1159 nt
Organism: Lactuca virosa
Lineage: Eukaryota; Viridiplantae; Streptophyta; Magnoliopsida; Asterales; Asteraceae
Source: the annotation of a GenBank genome assembly
AUAAUCUAUUGGAUAGAAAUUCUCUCCGAUCACAUCAUAAAUUGAAUUCUAAGAUAAUAUCAAAUUGCAACAAUUAGGAAAUUUGGUGAUGAUUCAGCAUCCAACACUUUGUGACUUUCGUCUUGUUGUUCGAUUCCAUAGUUAGCGUUACAUUAGGGCACGAUUGAAUUUUAGGCGCGCUUUCAAACGGCCAACGACUCAUAGUUUUCCCCCAAAGUUUCCUUCGCAAAAAAAUGUCGUUUCUCGAGGACUUUCAAGCCAGUUUGGAGCCAUUGCCAAACAUUUUACAAAGGAAGUACGCAUUAUUACGUGACUUGGAUAAAAGUUUGCAAGAUAUUCAAAGGCAAAAUGAAUUACAUUGCCUACAGGAAAUAGAGGGAUUUAAAGAGGGAGUUAAAUCUGGAAACAUUGCACCAGGUACUUCACUUAAUAAAUUCUCAGAUGAGGCACAAGAUGAGCAAAAACAUGCUAUCAGAAUUGCUGAUGAAAAAGUUGCUCUUGCUGUUCAAGCAUAUGAUUUGGUGGAUGCUCAUAUUCAACAACUUGAUCAGUAUCUCAAAAAACUAGAAGAACAACGCCGUGAAAAGGAUAAUGCUGCUGCAGCUGGAUCAACUGGUUUGAACCCUGAUGGCAAUGGGAAAACAGGAAAGAGUGAAGGUGGUAGAGGAGGACGAAAAAAGAGUCGGGUAGGUGGGGCAGCCGCCACAGCGGCGGCAGCAGCUGCAAAUGCACCGAGUAUGGAUUUGGAUCUACCCGUGGAUCCUAAUGAACCAACAUAUUGUUUCUGCAACCAAGUGAGCUAUGGGGAGAUGGUGGCAUGUGACAAUCCUGAUUGCAAGAUUGAGUGGUUUCAUUACGGGUGUGUUGGUUUGAAAGAGCAACCGAAAGGGAAAUGGUAUUGUAGUGAUUGUGGUGGGAUGCAAAAGCGAAAGGGUAAAUGAGUAAUUGAACUCAAAGGGUUUGUUUGUUUAUGGUUUGUAGGAAGUGACUGAAUGAAAUAAGUCAUAUUUUGUGUGGUCUUGUAAUGUUUCAUGUUACAUUUAGUCUUUAGGGAUAACUCUAGGGAUAAAUAGAGUUGAUUAUCUUUAUAGGUAUGCUUGAGACUUCAUACUUCAUAGAAUUUUAAUAUGCAUUUUGUGUUGCAUAAGUGCUUGUGGAU